Molecule: messenger RNA, 450 nt
Organism: Colletotrichum lupini
Lineage: Eukaryota; Fungi; Ascomycota; Sordariomycetes; Glomerellales; Glomerellaceae
Exons: 2
Coding region: 1-450 (149 amino acids)
Source: RefSeq, a predicted model, not a curated record
AUGCUGAACCACGGUUACACAGUCCACAGCCUUUUUAACUGGGCACCCGUCAGUGUCAUCCUUGAAUCUGGAUAUCGAAAAAAGAACGAGCUGCCGAUUGUCAUCUCGCCAUCUGGGGCAUCUGGGGGCAUACGCGCAUCGACUGAUGCAUCGCCCCAUGCCCCGUACCCAAAGUCUGCUUCUGGACAGACUUGCUCGAAACUGAAGGACCUGACAGCGGAAUCCGUCUGUGAAGCCACCAUCCGUGCUCUUCUUGAGCCGUUUUUGGCUGCUCGUCGCGCCAACACUCCUCCCCUCUUUCAACCCCAGACGUCCCCUCAUUUCAUCAAAACAGCCAUUAUCAAAAUAGCUGCCGCAGUAUGGAUGGACCGCCUGGGUAUCAAAGCACAACCUCGUCUCAUAUGCCCGCCGUUGACCACGCCAGCGGGAAGAGGCGCGAUAACAAAAUAG